Messenger RNA from Haliotis rubra (blacklip abalone), 697 nucleotides. RefSeq names its product NADH dehydrogenase [ubiquinone] 1 alpha subcomplex subunit 13-like. The transcript is spliced from 4 exons. The record is from RefSeq and is a predicted model, not a curated record. NCBI's taxonomy places the organism in Eukaryota, Metazoa, Mollusca, Gastropoda, Lepetellida, Haliotidae. Bases 65 to 511 code for a protein of 148 amino acids.
UCGAGAGACCAAAAGAGUUGUCUCCCCUAGCUGCAGCGCUGCCUGGCGGCUUCUAAACACUAAGAUGCCGAGUGGACAUGCCCAAGAUAUGCCCCCUCAAGGGGGCUACAGCAACAUAGAAUGGGCAAAGAAGUUCCCAAAAAGCCGAUUUAGUGGUUACACACAGUUUGGUAUGUUCAUUGGAUUUACAGCAGCAGCGUGGAUAGCAUUUUACUUUCAGCGAAGAAGAAAGGAACAGCUUUCACUUGAAAUGAGAGAAGCACGGCUAGCCAUUGUACCCCUCCUGCUAGCAGAACAGCAAAGACUGUACCUAAUGCAAUUGCGAGCUAACCGAGAUGAGGAGAAUGAGCUGAUGAAGGAUGUACCCAACUGGAAGACAGGCACUCUGUGGGGGGAGCCAGUGUACCACAACAUCGCAAACCGAUUCAUUAUGCCAUCCUCAGAGGAGUUCUUUGCUCAUUGCUCCUACAGACAAAAGUAUUUAGCUGUCAAUGAGAAGUUCAAGCAUUGAUGAGUGACUUUAGGAUUUUGAUAUUCUUGAAAUGAAAAACUGCAUUGUUCUGUGCUGCAUUAUGAGAAACAAGUGCUUCGUUUAAAGCAGAGGUGCACAUUUUGUUAUCAUCUGUGAGAUGUUUCGAUGUUUGGAACUUUGUGCACUUGUGAGAAAUAGCGUGUUUGAAUAAACCCUGUAGAUAAA